AUGGCCGUUCCACAGGCACAAAACCCCGUCGGUUUGGACGAUCUCCGGGAAAACGGCCCGGUCAUUCUCGCCGACUCCCUCACGAGCAGAAGGCUUCCGGCCCUCAGACUCGUUUCUCGCCUUCUAAAAGACAAGGACAGUGGACUUCUUGAAGACAAGAGCCUUCUUCAAUCUUUGGCCACGCUGGUCCUCAAGAGCUACAACUACUACCAGGACGCGGCGCUGCGGACGGCGGCCACGGAGAUGCUUGAAUUGUUGGCAGACGUCGAUUCUGCGUACGCCAAGGCCUCCCACAAGUUUAUAUCCAAUGUUGCGGGAAAACUGGGCAAUUUGGCCUUGACGGACCUUGUGUCCUUGUUGGCGUGGACGUGCAUGCUUGUUGGCGUGGAGCUGAAAGCUUCAGGAGCCGAAUUGACCGCUUUGGCGUCGACCCAGGCCGUUCUUUUGGGUAGUAUUGCUGGCGUGCAAAGAAAGGGCACACACACGAAAAGAGUGCUUGAUUCGGCGCUUGCGCAGUCGAAGAAUACGUUGAUCAAGGUGCUUUUGCUGAAGGAGCCGGCUUUGGUGGAGGAUCUCGCCCAGAAGGUGAUUCUGGACCCGAUGGACCCUUCUGCUGCUACGCUAUACUUGGCUGUUUUAGCCGAAGCCGUCCACGACCUCCAGCCGACCCAUCCUGCUUACAUAGCACGCUUGAAGGAAUCGCUGGCCAGCGGCAAGGUGGUGGACUUUUUCCUGGAAAAGGUGCUUUUGGCGAAAACGGCUCCUCAGUCGUUUUCCAUCGCCUACUUCACCAAAUGGUACAUUGGAGAGAUCCUCUCAGCGGACGUUUUUGCGCAGAAAAUCCUCCCUAAUCUCGAAAAAGCCAUUCUUCGUUCGUCGGAAAUCGAAGCUACCGACUUGAGUACCGUUUUUGCAUCUUCCAAGCUUUUAGGCCACACACUCAGCGGCGUGAAAUCCACAAAGGAGCACGUCAGAGAUAAAGCCGCCGAGGCGUUGUCGUUGAUUUUCAAAAACGCCUUGCCUAAUGUCUCCGCUGCUGAUUCUGGAAAAAUCGUCGACGAAGUGAUCAAGGCAUUCAAGGGCACCACCAACGCCGAGGCCAAGGUGCUUUUUGCAAAGAGCUUGGGCGAUUUGCGUGUGCCCGAGGAGCAAAACGGGAAGCUUUUCGAUGCGCUUCUUCCGUUGGUUGCAAAAGAGCUGAACGAGAACAUUCUCUCCGCUUUGAACACCGUUUUGCUUGGAAACUACGUCUUUGCCUUGCGCAACAAGCAGAAUCCGUCAGAGAAGGUGCUGGCCCAGAUCAAAACAGGCUUGGCCAGUCCCAAGCUUAAUUUGAGGAAGAUCUGGGCGGUUUCCUUGGGAGACGCUCUUUAUAGAGACCAGGAGGAGAACGAAGCCGUGGUGCAGUUUUUCGAGUCUCUUCUCCCGGAUUUGACCAAAUCGCUCCAGGAGGCUGUUCUGUCGCCGCUUUUGACCGUUUCCAACAAGGGCAUAGCCUGUGCAUACGUCGCUAUAGCGAUCAGUCGUCGAUUCAAGGACCAGAUCCAGCUUGACACAAAGCAACUUUUCACGAAACCGCUUGAAGAUUCCUCCGACAGCUUUUCCAUUCUCGUGAGCCCCAAGGUGCUUGCGAAGCUCAAGGGCGCCGAACAGAAAUGGGCUCUUCGUGCACUUAUAGCGUCUUUUGAGCACACCGAAGAGAAGAACGUGAAGUUUGGCUCUGCGCUUCUUUUCUUUGCCAUUUCGGCCAAUGUGGCUUUUGACGUUCGUAUCGAGGCCUUGGAGAGUCUCCGUGCUUUGAUGAACCAGAGCGGCGAGAAAGCCAGUGACAUUGUCAUUCCUGCUCUUCAGGAAACCUUGAAAUCUGCCGAGGAAAGCUCUCAAGACGUCGCCGAAUUAAACCUCGAUUUGAAGCACCUCGCCCAGGUUCUCAACGUUUUGGUCCAACAGAUCAACCCCGAUUUGUCGAUCAAGAACCUCAUCCAAGUCAUAAUUGCCGCACACCACCCCAGAAUCCCAGUCAAGGAACAGUGGAUCGGAGUCGCCUUGAGAGCUUCUCUUGAUCCUGGCCGUGUGGUGGAAUCCCACGCUGACGAGAUCCUCGACCACCUUCUUAAUACCCUUUCUACUGCUCACAUUGGCGGAGAUAUUUUUAAUGCUGCAAAGAAGGCCUUUGUCACUGUUGGAUUCGUCAACCCUGAGGUGACGGCGCCAAAGAUCGCCGAUAUUCUUGAAACCGAUUUGGAUACGGCUGCUCUAGAUGAGUACGAUGCUACUGCUAUCAAGAUCUGGAAAGCAGAGGAGGGCGAGGUUGUUGUGGAUGUCUUGAACGACGGCAAGCAAAAACCAGCCGACAAAAACAGCAAGGACUACGAAACAAGAAAAUGGGAGGAGAACCUCAAGAAAGAGCUUGCCCAGAAGAAAGGUGCCAAAAAGCUCACCAGAGAAGAACAGCAGCUUGUCAAGGAGCAGUUGGCUAAAGAGCUGGAAAUCCGCAAGGACGUCGAGGCCAGGGUUCGUAUCUACACUAGAGCACUCCACAUUGUUCAAGAGCUCACGAGUGGUUCUGACGUUUUGACGUCUGGCGGUACUCGCUGGUACUUGAACGCUGUCAACGGCAUUUUGAGCGUUGUCAAGCAUCCCUUGGCGGUUGACAUUUUUGGCGAUUUCGCCAUCAAAGUAUUUAUUGACGGGUCCAGGUUGAUCAACAACAGACUCGGCGUUUUGAAGGAAAUGACCGGUGUGGCUGUUUUGAGAGUUCACGACGUCCAGGGCAUUCCUGAAAACUACUUAGAGUUGCCCUUGAUUGAGUUGUUGAGUAAGGUGUUGUUCAGAAUCAAGAUUUUGGCCGACGACUGGUUUGACAAAACCUCCUUCAUUUACGUUUUGCCCAUGCUUACCCAGAUCCUCGUCCAAGGCCGUGAUUUGGCUCUUAAGAAUUCCAAAAAACGUACCGUUACAUCCGAGUUCGAGGAAGAGGACCCUCAGGAGGAACAGCUUCUUUUGACUGUCGAUAUCAUCUCCACCUUGGCGCAGUGUUUCAGCGACGAGACCAUCACAAGAGACACCAUUUUGAACUCCUUGCUUUCGUUGAUGAAGAUCCCCACCAAGGCCAAAUUGGCCAAGGAGUGUUUCUUGACCAUCUGCCAGCACAUUUCGAUCUCGCUUUCGAAAGCUGACAUCGACCUUCUUUUGAGCAGCAUCAUCACCCCGGAUGUUUUUGUCAAGCACGCCAUUUUGCAAGGCAUCGAUUCUGAAUUCGACUUGAGCGACGAUUUGAGUUAUUCUAAUGAGCUUUGGAUCGCUACUCACGAUAAUGACGCUGCUGUGGCUGAAUUGGCUGCCACCAUCUGGGACGAUAACAAGUUUGAGCUUGUGGACGAUGCUGUGAACAGACUUUUGAAGUUCUUUGGUCACGAGGACGCUGGAUUGCGUUUGACGGUCGCCAAGGCCACUGCUUCUGCUGUUGCGUUUUUGAAACCCAAGGUUUCCGAUGUUUUCGAUACCGCCUUGGAGUUGUUGAUCACCUUGUUCUAUGAAACGGAAAAUCCACCUCCACCACCUCUUGACAGGUUCGGUCUUCCAAUCACCAACCAUGCAAGCCAGAAGGAUGCUUGGGAGGACAGAUCGACCGUUGCAUUGGCCUUGAAGGAAUUGGCACCGAUGUUUGAGUCCAAGGAGUCUGUUGAAAAAUUGUUCUUCUUUUUGGUCGACAGAGAAACUUUGGGUGACAAGGAGAGUCUCGUUGGACAGGAGCUUCUUGAAGCCGGUGUGGCUGUUCUUGAACACCACGGACGUACCCACGUUGAGCUGUUGAUUCCGAUUUUCGAGAAGUGUCUUUCCCAGAAGGACGAAGGUUCCAAGAAACAGGACCGUAUCAAAGAAAGCGUCAUUAUUCUUUACGGUACUCUUGGCAGAUACCUCGAUUCGCUGGACGACCGUUUGCGUAUCAUUGUGGAGAGGCUUCUUUCUACUUUGGACACUCCUUCCGAGGACGUCCAGUACGCUGUUUCUGAGUGUAUUGCUCCGCUUGUCAAGUCGAUCGAGCCCAAAUUGCAAGACCACCUUGAUACGCUUUUUGAGAAGCUCUGGAGAGGUCAAAACCUCGCUAUCAGACAAGGUGCAGCGUACGGUAUUGCUGGUUUGGUGAAAGGUGCUGGAAUCCGCUCCUUGUUCAGCAACGACGUCAUGAGAAACAUCAUGUCUGCUGCCGAAGACAAGAAGGGUGAGCGUAUGAGAGAAGGUGUUUCUUUUGCAUUGGACUGUUUGUCGCAGAGCUUGGGUGCCAGAUUCGAGCCAUAUGUUAUUGAAGCUCUUCCUAUUAUUUUGAAAUCUUUGGGUGAUUCUAGUGCUGCUGUUCGUGAAGCUACCGACAUGGCUGCAAGACAGAUCAUGAAGAGUUCCACCAGUUACGGUGUCAAGAAGAUGAUUCCGCUUACCAUUUCCCACAUGGACGACAUUGCAUGGAGAACCAAAAAAGGCUCUGUGGAGUUGCUUGGUUCCAUGGCGUACCUUGAUCCCACCCAAUUGUCUGCAUCGUUAUCGACAAUUGUGCCUGAAAUUGUGGCUGUUUUGAACGAUUCCCACAAGGAGGUCAGAAAAGCCGCCGAGCAGGCGUUGAAGCGUUUCGGAGAGGUGAUCAGAAACCCCGAGAUCCAGGCCAUUGUGCCCGAUUUGAUCAACGCCAUUGGCGAUCCUACCAAGUACACCGACCUGGCUCUCGACAAGUUGAUCAAGACCCAAUUUGUGCAUUACAUUGAUGGACCUUCUCUUGCACUCAUUAUUCAUGUUAUUCACCGAGGCAUGAAGGACCGUUCUGCGUCCACCAAGAAGAAGUCGUGCCAGAUUGUCGGAAACAUGGCGAUUUUGGUCGACAGCAAGGACCUUCUUCCAUACUUGAACAGCCUUGUGGCCGAGUUGGAGAUCGCCAUGGUCGACCCGGUUCCUGCUACCAGAUCCACCGGUGCCAGAGCCUUGGGUUCUUUGGUGGAGAAGCUAGGAGAGGAGCAGUUCCCAGAUUUGAUUCCUCGUCUUGUGGAGACCUUGAAGGACCAGACCAAGACAGGCGACCGUUUGGGAUCUGCCCAGGCGCUUGCGGAGGUGAUUUGUGGUCUUGGACUAGCCAAGUUGGACGAAAUGCUUCCGGACAUUUUGAAACAGGCCUCCUCGCCAUACUCCCACGUUCGUGCUGGUUUCUUGCCGUUAUUGUUGUUCUUGCCAGUGUGUUUCGGCUCCCAGUUUGCGCCGUACUUGAGCAGCAUCAUCCCACCAAUUUUGGCAGGUUUGGCAGACACCGACGAGGAAAUCAGAGACACCGCUUUGAAGGCCGGCCGUUUGAUUGUCAAGAACUACGCCAACAAGGCCAUCGACUUGUUGCUUCCCGAGUUGGAGCUUGGUCUUGCGGACUCCUCCUACAGAAUCCGUCUUUCUUCGCUCGAGCUUACCGCAGACUUGUUGUUCCAGGUUACCGGUAUUUCCGGUAAAAACGAGCUCACCGAGGAGCAGAGCUCUGUCAACCGUAACCUCGUGGAGGUGCUUGGCCAGGAGCGUCGUGACCGUAUUUUGGCUGCUCUUUUCGUGUGUCGUUCCGAUGUUACAGGUGUGGUUCGUGCUGCUGCCAUCGAUACCUGGAAGGCCUUGGUCGCCAACACGCCUCGUACGGUGAAGGAGAUCAUUCCAAGCUUGACGCAGAUUAUCGUCAGAAGAUGUGCUUCCAGCGACGAAACCCACAGAGUUAUCGCUGCCACUACGCUUGGAGAGGUUGUUCGCAGAGUGGGUGCAAACGCCUUGAACCAGUUGUUGCCCAGCUUGGAGGAAUCGCUUGUUUCUGGCGAUACCGACGCCAAACAGGGCAUUUGCAUUGCUCUUACGGAAUUGAUCAAUUCUGCUUCCGAGGACGCUUUGCAGAACCACCAGGACGUUUUCAUCAGAAUCGUGCGUGCGUCCUUGGUGGAUCUGUCUCCAGAGGUCAGAAAAGCCGCUGCUCUGGCUUUCGAGGCUCUCCAGAACCACUUGGGCAAGGUGGUGAUCGACGAGGUUUUGCCCAACUUGUUGCACCUUUUGGAAUCCAAGGAGGACUCCGAAAACGCUCUUUUGGCUUUGCAGGAUAUCAUGGAGACCAAGGCGGACAUUAUUUUCCCGAUUUUGAUCCCCACCUUGUUGAGCCCUCCUAUCGACGUUUCCAAGGUCAAGGCGCUUUCGUCGCUUGCCUCUGUUGCUGGCCAUGCCUUGUACUCUCGUUUGGGCUCGAUCGUCAACACCUUGUUGCAGGCUGUGAUCGACGCCAAAAAGAACGGAACUCCAGAGGAGCAGGAACAGGUCAAGGACUCUUUCGACAAGAUUUUGCUUUCCAUCGAGGACGACGAAGGUGUCCAUCCAAUCAUGCAACAGUUGAUGUCGUUGGUGAAGCACCAGGAUGCCGACAAGAGAGCGGCCAUUUGCGAGCGUCUCGGCCCAUUCUUCUCCAACACCAACCUCGACUACUCCAUCUACGUGCCUGACAUGGUCACCCAGUUCAUUCUUUCUUUGGGCGAUAAGGAGCCUGAGGUUGUGGCUGGCACUUUCGAAGCUUUGAGCGCUUUGGUCAAGGCCCAGGACAAGUCGAUGCUUGAAAAAUUGGUCAAACCGGCCCACCAGUCCUUGUCGAUUGCCGGCGUCAGAGGCGAAGAAUUGGCUGGUUUGGCCUUGCCUAGAGGCCCCAGCUGUGUGUUGCCGAUUUUCUCCCACGGCUUGAUGUACGGAAAUUCCGAACAGAGAGAAAUGUCUGCCUUGUCGAUAGCCGAGAUCAUUCUGAGAACGCCUGCUGCCAACUUGAAGCCUUUUGCAACAACCAUCACCGGUCCGUUGAUCCGUGUUAUUGGAGAAAGGGUUUCUUCCGAUAUCAAGCUGGCGAUUUUGACCGCCUUGACGAACUUGUUGGAGAAGAUUCCGCAGUUCUUGAGACCGUUUAUUCCCCAGCUCCAGAGAACGUUUGUCAGAUCCUUGAGCGACGUUUCCAACGACAAAUUGAGACUUGGAGCCGUCAACGCUUUGGGCGUUUUGAUCGGUUUCCAGCCCCGUGUGGACCCCUUGGUCACCGAAUUGGUCCAGGGCACCAAGAACGCCGAGGACCAGGGUAUCAAGACCGCCAUGUUGAAGGCCUUGUUCCAGGUUGUGGUUAAAGGCGGUAAGAACAUGAGUGAAGCUUCGAAAUCGUCCGUGAUGGCGUUGGUCGAAGAGGAAAUCAACACCGUCAGCGACAAGUCUGCAGUGGCCUAUGCCCGUCUUCUUGGUUCGCUUUCUCAGAUCUUGUCUACAGAAGAAGCCUCCAACAUCUUACUGUCGAAGAUCUUGAACAAGCGCCACGACAGCGAGGAAAUGAAGUUUGCCAUUUUGUCCAUCAACUCGUUUUUGAGAGACUCGCCCAAGCACAUUUUCGAAACCGGCAUGGUCGAGGAGAUUGUGCACUUUAUUGGUGAGUGCUCCGACAACACUGUUCCAUACAUCAGCGACAAUGCUGUGAUUGCCAUGGGCAAGCUUUUGUUGCUUCACGGCGAGGUGGCUUCUCCUAAACAGGCUGGCGAUGAAAAAGCGUCUUCUCCAUUUGAACUUCCCGAGGCUUCUAUCAAAAAGUUGGUUUUCCAGUUGUGCAAGUGUGCGCUCAAACCAGAGCUGAACUCGCCAGACUCCAGAAGAUUGUCAUUGGUUGUUUUGCGUACUGUGGCCCGUUUCAAGCUCCAGGCGCUUAUUCUUCCUCACCUUAGUGAAAUCGGUCCUGCCGUUUUUGCUUGUUUGAGAGAUGGCAUUAUUCCUAUCAGACUUGCUGCUGAAAAGGCGUACUUGGCUGUUUUCAACUUGAUCGAAGACGCCGAAAUGAAGGAGUUCAACGACUGGUUUGCCGAGGCUUCCAAGGGCCCUAUCACCACGGUUAUUGGUACUACUAUCCAGCCUAGAUCUAUUGGAGACUACACCAAGAGAGUUGCUUCUAGAUUGGCCACUGUGGAAAGAGAAAGAUUACAGGAUGGUGGAGACGACGAGGCCUUGUUCAGUGAUCGCUUCGAGGAUGAAAACGAGGUUUGGGCCGUUGGAGGAAAUUAG
Molecule: messenger RNA, 8076 nt
Organism: Candidozyma pseudohaemuli
Lineage: Eukaryota; Fungi; Ascomycota; Pichiomycetes; Serinales; Metschnikowiaceae
Gene: GCN1
Product: Gcn1p
Exons: 2
Coding region: 1-8076 (2691 amino acids)
Biological process (GO): regulation of translation; cellular response to amino acid starvation
Cellular component (GO): cytosol
Molecular function (GO): protein kinase regulator activity
Source: RefSeq, a predicted model, not a curated record